Molecule: messenger RNA, 3608 nt
Organism: Procambarus clarkii (red swamp crayfish)
Lineage: Eukaryota; Metazoa; Arthropoda; Malacostraca; Decapoda; Cambaridae
Product: sorting nexin-13
Cellular component (GO): early endosome
Molecular function (GO): phosphatidylinositol binding
Source: RefSeq, a predicted model, not a curated record
GCGAGGCUAUGUGCUGCUGCAGGCGGUCGCUAGCUGACGGGGUGCACCUGUUCGGGCGGACGUAAACAUUGUAGGAAGAUGGACACAAAACAUAGUCGAGAAUAAGUUUAAAUAAACCUUUUUAUUCUGAGCCAUGGCAGUUUGGGCUUGGACUGUGUUGGGAGCUGCGCUUUUGCUCGGUUCAUUUGGCAUUAAAGCUUGUCUGGCCCUUGCAGUGUCUACAAUUGUAUUUUGUGGAGCAUGGGUAGUUGCAGUGCGAUGGUGUAGCCUAGUGGAGAGUGAGGAGAUGUGGCUUAACAUACACAGAUCACACCUCCCGCUGCCUUCUGAUCAACACGAGAAGGUGGUGAGUAGUAUACAACUUAGUAGCAGCACUGAGCGGCAAGAUCGUCGAGUCACAGGAUCCAGCCUUAUAGAUGAGCAGCUUCAAGGGGUGGUAACACUUGUAGUACGUGACUUCAUACUUACUUGGUACAACCACCUCUCCUACCAUCAAGCGUUUAUUACUCAGCUGCAUCGAACUGUACAGCACUCUAUGAUUGUCCUUGCAAAUAGAUGUAAAAAUAUGGAUUGGGUUGGCUAUCUUACUACGCGACUUGUUGAUGACAUCGCUUGUCAUUUACGGUUGUUUCGAGAAGCGAGAUCAGCUGCACGUGGAAAGGCCACUAGUGAAGAGUUGAUUGAUUACUUCUUUGAAAGAGAAGCAGAAAAAGAAAAAGAUAUAUGUCAUGAUGAAAUAUGCUUAAAGUCAGAUGCAGAAAAAGAUUAUUUAAGUGACAUAGUGGAGACCAUCUUGUACUAUAUUCUACCCCCUGAGGACUUCUCCAAUGCUCCUCUGUGUGCUGCAGUGGUGGAGAUUUUAGUAUCAUCUGUCAUCAUGCCUGUUGUUUCUCUCAUCUCUGAUCCAGACUAUAUAAAUACCCUUAUCAUAUGGGCUUGCACAGACAUUCCAAUAACAAGUGAAUUGUUUGUUAACGUGAUAAAAACCACUAGUAACUUAGACGAAUUAGAUGCUGUAAGAAGCCUUGUUGUAAAAGAAAUGACAAAUUUAAGGUCACGGGAUUCUGGAGGUCGUGAUGAAGGGACUGAAGUCAAGCAGCAAUUAGGAAGUCUUGAAUUUAUAAGACGUGUUAUUGACAAUCGUAUCAACAGAAUAGACAAAGGAUCAGAAACUGAUUCAAUGGGUUUGCCUGUGAAUUUGGACUACCAACAUUUAGCUCGUGGGAAGUUGUUUCAGCUGCCACUUGAGGCAAUAUUAAAGAAUAGUCUCACUUUGGAUCAUUUUCUCAACUACAUGGCCUCAAUUAAUGCACAGCAUUAUAUCAACUUGUACUUAAAUAUUGAGUGUUGGCGCACAACAGUUAAUGAAAGACUGUGUGCUCUGGAACUGGAGCGGUUACAGCACCUCGAAGAGUCAGAAUCUCAGGGUUCUGGGAUGACCAUGCCAGACUUAUGCCAUGAUCACUUUUCUGCACAUGAUCUUUCAUCUCAUAAAGAAGAGGCAGAGAUGAUCUAUGAGCAAUAUCUGUCUGAGAAAGCAAGUCCAAGAGUGGCAAUGGAUGAUAGUAUAGUUAAGAGGCUGAUUCUUCGAAUGCGCUCCGAGAAGGUCACAGAAACAUGGUUUGAUGAAGUUCAGUCAGCUUUGUUUAUGACGCUACAGGAAGCAGAAUUAUUUUUACCAGCAUUUAGAAGAUCCAUGUGGUAUAUUCGACUCUUAGCAGAAUUAGAUUUAUUAAAAGAUGCAUCAAGAUCUGAUGAAGAAGAUUCUCAAUCUCUUGAUGAUAUCAGCUUCAAUUCCUUAGAACAAGGUGAAGAAGUUGAUGGAUCGAUCCCUGUACCAUUGGGCCCUGGUUUAUCUGGAGAUGGGCUGUCUGUUACUUCAAGUUAUUCAACUCUUUCAAAUGACAACUAUCUUAAAAGUGUUUCCAGAGGGUCAUCUCGGGCUCAAUCACCACAACCAGGUGGAUCACUUCAUCCAUCCCCAUGUCACACUCGAUCUCCCAGUCUUACUUCAAAAUCCUACACCCUAACUGCUAAGAUUAUCGAUACAGAGAUUGUUCGAGAAGGAAGUAAAUCGCAUGCCAUCUACAUUGUUAGUGUAAUGCGUAGAGAUGCAUCAGGGCAGGAAGAUUUAUGGCAUGUAUUUAGACGAUAUUCUGAGUUUUACGACUUUCAUCUGUCAAUUACUGCAAAAUUCAUGGACUUGUCAUCAGUAUCAUUUCCUAGUAAAAGAAUGUUGAAUAAUCUUGCUGCCUGGUUCUUAGAAAAGCGCAAAUCUGAAUUAGAUGACUGGCUGCAGACGGUCAUGGCACCAGCUAACCUUCAAUCUCAUCCUGGGUUACAAGAAGCAAUCCAGCGUUUUCUUGAUCAAACCUCUUAUCUGUCUUCACAACCUCAAAAUCUUGCCAAAAAGGUUGAAGACAAUUUAGUAGCUCCACUGAAGCUGGGAGUCCACAGCAUGAGCAAAGCUGUACGGUCAAUGCCGGACACUGUUCUCAACACUGUAGAUGGUAUGGUUGAUGGUAUUUACAGACGUUUUGUGAAGCCAACACAUCCUAGACUCACGGCCAGUGCUGAUUAUGCACAUAGAGGGUCAUUAGAUCUUGAGGGUGAUGAAAACAUUCCAUUACGCAUCCUAUUGCUACUGAUGGAUGAAGUAUUUGAUCUGAGAAGCAAAGAUCAAUGGUUUAGAAGGCGUAUAAUGCUCUUCUUGCGGCAAAUUUUAAAAGCAAUGUUCGGUGACAUUGUAAACAGAAGAAUUGUGGAUUAUGUUGCUUUUAUUACUUCUCCAGAACAAGUGGCAGAUUAUAUUAAAACUUUCAGGGAAUCAUUUUGGCCAAAUGGUACUUUAGCUGCUCCGUCACUUGAAAGAGAUAAUAGUAUCAAAAUGAGAACCAGAGUUGCUGCCAGAACUUGUAUGUUAGCUAGUAUUUCAGAUGAAUUAAAGGCAAUAUUAGGUAGCCAAACAACAGCUCGGGGUGUACUUGGUGUGUACGAUACGGUGCAGUGGACCUCCCUUAACAAGAGACUUGUAUAUGUGCUGCUGGAGGGUAUUAUUGAAUCUGUUCUUUCUAAUCAGAAGCAAAUACCUCCUUUACUAAGAUCAUUACAUACAGGAUCGGCACGUAUUGCUGCUAGAAAUGUUCCCCAUGGAAGGAAAAAUAGAACUGACCGGUGAUAUGAAUACCAAAAGACACAUGAUAGUGAAAAUUAUUAUUUUCUUUUAUUAUAGUUUAUACUGUACAGUACUUGAUGGAAUUAUUUAAAAAUACAUGUACAGUACAAUAAUUGAAGUUGUAUUCUACAGAAAUCUGAAAUGUGCAUUUCUACAUUGUGUUUUGUAUCUCAAUUUGAGAUUUUCAGUACAAGUAUUGUAUUGGAGGUUGUAUCUAAUGUAAUUAUUUGUUGUAUAUAUUUGAUUAGAAAUCAUAUUAUUUUAUAUUUUAUAAAUGUCUGACUAGGUUUGAGAUAAUAUAUUUUUGGUGCAGAUGUCUGACAAGUCAUUUAUUUAUCUUUUCUGUGAAAUGAGAUUUUAAAUGGAAAGCCAAGCAUUCCACUGUUCACUCAUAUUUUGAAAAAUAAACAAAGAACAUUAAAGUAUUAUUGUU